AUGAUCUUUUGUCGGCAGUUUCCUGUUUGCGCCGACUCCGAGACCUGUGUUUGCUGUGGUGAGAGCGAUGUGGGAGCCAAAAUAUCUCCGAAAGUGCUCGCCUCAGCCAGCUGUGCCGCAACAAACUUUACGACUGUAGAGUCUUCGACGGACCUGUACCCCGAGUUUCUUGAGGUUAUAUAUGAACAAACCUCUCGAGAAGAAGGCAUGGAUGGCGAGCCUUUAGAGCGGGUUCGACAGUACUUGCAGUGGCGCUGCCGCAUGAAGCACUUCGCCGGAAUUGCCUGCGGCAUCGUCAAAAACGGCAGCCUCGUCUUCUAUCAAGAUGCGGGCUACCAGGAUGCCGAGCAGAAGGUGAAGAUGUCCGGCGACACUAUCGUCCGUCUCUUCUCGAUGACAAAGUGCCUGGUGGCCGCGGCUUUCUGCACAUACCUGGAAGAACCCAGCAG
Molecule: messenger RNA, 449 nt
Organism: Symbiodinium sp. CCMP2456
Lineage: Eukaryota; Dinophyceae; Suessiales; Symbiodiniaceae
Source: the annotation of a GenBank genome assembly